This is a messenger RNA of Danaus plexippus (monarch butterfly), 1417 nucleotides long. RefSeq names its product lipase 3-like. Gene Ontology annotation, biological process: lipid metabolic process. The record is from RefSeq and is a predicted model, not a curated record. NCBI's taxonomy places the organism in Eukaryota, Metazoa, Arthropoda, Insecta, Lepidoptera, Nymphalidae. Gene Ontology annotation, molecular function: hydrolase activity, acting on ester bonds. Bases 40 to 1308 code for a protein of 422 amino acids. The transcript is spliced from 5 exons.
UAAAAAUGCGAAUUUCAUGUUGUUAAUUCAGCAAGCAGAAUGUUGCUGAAAGUUGUUGCUUUUUUCAGUCUUACGGUAUUGGCAUCGGCAGGUCGAUCACCUCAUGCCGAUUACGUCGAGGAGUUAGUUAAACAAAAUGCUUUCGGACCUUACAUAUCGGAUAAUGUUGUUGAAGAUGCCUUUCUUGAUCUACCAGAUUUAGUUCGGAAAUACAACUACCCAUUUGAAGAAUACAAUGUGACUACCGAGGAUGGAUACAUUCUGGGUUUGCAUCGUAUUCCCCAUGGUCGUGACAGGAAUAACAAACCUGGAAAGAAAUCAGUCGUGUUCCUUAUGCAUGGCUUGCUUUCAUCUUCAGCUGAAAACGUGCUUAUGGGACCCGGAAGUGGUUUAGCUUAUGUUCUAGCUGAAGAAGGGUUUGACGUGUGGAUGGGCAAUGCCCGUGGUACCCACUUUUCAAGGAGACAUGUUCGAUUAAACCCAGAUUCUCGUUUAAAUACUGAUUUCUGGCAGUUCUCUUGGGACGAAAUAGGAUCUAAGGAUUUGCCAGCUAUGAUCGACUUUGCACUUGCCCAUACCGGACAGGAAAAAUUGCAUUACAUCGGUUUUUCUCAAGGCACUACUUCUUUUUGGGUGAUGGGUUCUAUAAGGCCAGAAUACAACAAGAAAAUAAUUUCAAUGCAUGCUUUGGCCCCUGUUGCUUACAUGGCACACAGCACGAAUAAAUUAUUCGCGGCUCUAGCGCCUUUUUCAUCUCAACUAGCGGGAGCUGCAAAUUUAUUACGGUUUAAUGAGCUUUUCCGCAGAAGUGAAUUGAUAUCCGAAAUAGGACAACUAUUUUGCAGUGACGGCAAACCAUUACAGUUUAUAUGCAGCAACAUGUUGUUCUGGAUUGCAGGAAAAAAUCCCGAUCAGCUAAAUACGACAAUGUUGCCGGUGAUAACGGGGCAUUUGCCAGCGGGUGCAUCUAUAAGGCAGUUGGCGCAUUAUGGUCAAUCUAUUCAUGGAAAAGAGUUUAGACGCUACGACCACGGUGCUAUUAAAAAUCUGAUUCAAUAUCGAUCUGUCAGACCACCACGCUACGACCUAUCGAAAAUAGACGCUCCAGUUUUCUUGCAUUACGCACAAGCUGAUCCUCUGGCUCAUGUAACUGAUGUGGAUAGAUUGUUUGCAGAGCUUCCACGAGUUGUCGGCAGAUUUAGAAUAUCACAACCGACGUUCAGCCACAUCGACUUUGUUUGGGGAAAAGAUGCUAAAACAAUGGUAUUCGACCGACUUAUGGUCCUCAUGAGGGCAAUGGAAGAAUAAGGACAUACUGAUUAUAUGACCGGCUAUUUAUUAUUUAUUUUAUUUAAAAUGAAUUUAUAAUUUUUCGUGUGUGAAAUUUUAAAAUAAUAAAUAAAUAGAAAAAACAGGC